Oncorhynchus keta (chum salmon) is the source of this 2500-nucleotide messenger RNA. It is a transcript of the gene snx15, whose product is annotated as sorting nexin 15. Bases 177 to 1358 code for a protein of 393 amino acids. The transcript has 7 exons. NCBI's taxonomy places the organism in Eukaryota, Metazoa, Chordata, Actinopteri, Salmoniformes, Salmonidae. Gene Ontology annotation, molecular function: phosphatidylinositol binding. The record is from RefSeq and is a predicted model, not a curated record.
UGAUUUUUAAACCUAACCAUAAUCACACUGCUAACCCUGUGCCCAAUUAUAACCAUAAAUUAAGACCAAAAAGUACAUUUUUGUUUUCAUUAAUUUUUACGAUAUACCCAUUUUGACUUUGUGCGUGUGGUAAUUAGUGACAACCACAAGUGUAUACAUCUGUACUCCACACGGCGAUGUCUCGGAAGAAAGAGAAAGAAGAUUAUUACCGUUUUUUCUCGGUGACAGAACCACGCACACACGAGAAGGGACACACGGAAUAUAAAGUCACCGGAAGGUUUGUCUCCAAGCGUCGUCCAGAGGACGUCAAAGAGGUGAUAGUAUGGAGGAGGUACAGUGAACUGAAGAAGCUAUAUGGAGAGCUGUCCUACACACACAGAAACCUGUUCAGGAGACAGGAGGAGUUCCCUUCGUUCCCUGGCGCUCAGCUCUUUGGUAGGUUUGAUGAAGGGGUGAUCGAGGAGAGGAGGAGUGCAGCUGAGGUCAUGCUACUAUUCACCACCAAUAUCCCUGCUCUCUACAACAGCCCUCAGCUUAAGGACUUCUUUAGGGGUGGUGAGGUGAUCAGGCCGUUAGACCCCUCUCCUCUCUCCUCCUCCACCCCCCUCCCUCCCCCCCUCAUCCCUCUGCCACAGCGUCGAGGCUCAGACUGUGAACCUGCGGCGGAGGAGGAGGGGACCGAGGCCCCUAUCCAACCCCAGAAGCUGGGGCUUUCACUGGGCACGGAUCUAGUCGAGCCUGAGGUUGCAGCUGAGGCCUACAGUGAGAUGGGGGGUUGUCCUACUCCAGUAACACGUACAGCUGAGGAGGAAGAGGAAGAGUUAACGGACCUUCCUGAUGUACCCGGCGAUCUGAAGCUAGACGACAGAGUUCUCACUCCGUUCCAGCCCUGCGUCCUCAGAACAGACCAAUCACAGUCUCGGGAGGAGUUUGAUUCGCUGUUCGAUUCUGUGAUGCGGGAGGAGCCUUCAGAGGAAGUACCGCCCCCUCCUCUCUCCGACAACGACCUCGCCAUCUUCGACCCUUGUGCUAAAGAAGACCAACCGAGCGCAUCACACGACCAAUCAGAACUUCUGUCGCUGCCCUUGACCAAUCCAGACGGCGGGGAGGCGGGCUAUCUGAAGCAGGCAGCCAAUGAGCUCACAGCUGCGAUGGAAAGCGAGAAGGAGGGAGAGUACAGUACAGCCAUACAAAAAUACAAGACAGCUGUGGAUUUACUCAUCACUGGAGUUAAAGGAGAUCCAGACCCACAACGUAGAGGUUCAGUAAAGAGAAGAACUGCUCAGUAUCUGGAACAUGCAGAGACACUACUCACACGACUUACCUCCACACACACCUCGCAGGACCAGGAUGCUUAAACACACUCACACACACACACACACUGCGGAGAAGUACUCAUAAACACACACCUCACAGGACCAGGAUGCUUAAACACACUCACACACACACACACACACAAACACACACACACACACACACACACACACACACACACACACACACACACACACACACACACACACCCACACACUGCGGAGAAGUACUCAUAAACACGCACAUGAACAGGACGCUGAAACACACACUCCUUAAUACAUUCAGGAUCAAUAGAACAACUGGAGUUUUGAACAACCAAUAGCACCACUUACACACACACCUCUCUCCCUCCCUACCUCUCUCUUAAAACCACAGGAGGUUGGUGGUGCCUUACUUGGGGAGGACGGGGCUCGUGGUAAUGGCUGGAGCGGAAUAAAUGGAAUGUUGUCAAAUACAUCCAACGUUCUGAUUCCAGAUGUUUCAUUCCCUCUGUUCCAGACAUUAUUAAUGCAUCGUCCUCCCCUCACCAGCCUCCUGUUGCUUAAAACACACACACACGGGCACAGGAACACACGCACGCACACACGCACACACACACACACACACACAAAGAAUCACAUCCCUGUUGCUUAAAACACACACACGUGCACAGGAACACACACACACACACACACACACACGCACACACAAAGAAUCACAUCCCUGUUGCUUCUAGAAUCUGAAAUCAACUGUCAAAUAUUUGAAUCUGAUUCCCCUUAAUGAACAAGACAAUGGCUUGCGUUCCAAAAGGCCCCCUAUUCCCUAUAUAGUGCACUGCUUUUUACCAGGGCCAAUAGGGUUCUAGGGCUCUGGUCUAAAGUAGUGCACUCUAUAGGGAAUAGGGUGCCAGCCCUGGUCUAAAGUAGUGCACUCUAUAGGGAAUAGGGUGCCAGCCCUGGUCUAAAGUAGUGCACUCUAUAGGGAAUAGGGUGCCAGCCCUGGUCUAAAGUAGUGCACUCUAUAGGGAAUAGGGUGCCAGCCCUGGUCUAAAGUAGUGCACUAAAUAGGGAAUAGGGCUCUGGUCUAUAUAAGGAAUGUGGUUCCUUUGUCCGCUUAAUUUACAAUGUUUUAAGGUGUUAAUAGUAUUGUGAGUUUUUGUACACUACACGCGCUUUACUGUUUUGUUAAAUAAAUCAAUGAAAACCGA